This is a messenger RNA of Colletotrichum orchidophilum, 1188 nucleotides long. Its product is annotated as alcohol dehydrogenase. The coding region runs from base 1 to 1188 and encodes 395 amino acids. Lineage: Eukaryota; Fungi; Ascomycota; Sordariomycetes; Glomerellales; Glomerellaceae. The record is from RefSeq and is a predicted model, not a curated record. The transcript is spliced from 5 exons.
AUGUCCAAGGCGACUAUGCUCCCAUACUUCUUCCACGUGCUCGGGUCGAAACGGAGAGUCCACUCCUUCAUCGUUCGGGGACUGGCCCUUGCCAACGCCUCCAUCAGCGCGCUCAAGUCCCGGACGGCUGGCUCAGACACCGAUGGCACCGCAACGACAGCAGCACCCGCCGCGACGACGAUGUGGGUUGAAGACGCCGUCGCCGACGGCCGCCCCGUCACAAGUGGUGGGAAAGGCAUGUCCUCCACUCCUGCGCCGCCAGCAUCGGCGUCAAUUUCCGAGCUUCUGACGCUUAUAAUAACUACGUCGCCGACCCCGUCCGCACCCGCAACAGAACUCUUGGAUGCGGUCUUUAAAUCCAUCCGCCUUCACUGCGGGGACCUCCUGUCGUGUCGCAUCAUCGUUGUCCUGGACACGUAUGAGCGUAUUGGAGACGUUCCAAGGUUGAAAAAGGGCCAGGUCACGGAAAAGGGCGCAGAGGAGUAUGCGGAGUACAAGGAAAAUGUCAAGAAGCUCGUGCUGGGAGAAUAUAGCCAGCACGAGCGCCCGGACGAGUUGAAUCAAGAGCAAGGCGAAGCCGAGUAUGGCUAUAACGGGCGAGCGACGACCGUUACGACAAACUCAGCGAUUUUUACAGUGAGCCGGACAAAGGACAUCCGCGUCUCCUUUGUCGAGCCGUCAGAGAGGCUGGGCUUUGGUCUGGCAGUGCGAACAGCUCUCAGAAUGACGACGACGCCCUAUGUCUGGGUGCAUCAGCAUGACUGGACGCUGGUCUACGACAUUCCCGUGGCACCAAUACUAGACGUCAUGAAGACCCAAGACGCAGAUGAAGAAAGCCCGGUGAAAUAUGUCUGUCUGGCAUCAGUGCGAAUGCUGAAGUAUGCCGAGACUGCUCAUGCGCAAGAGUUCCCGCAACUAAGGAUGUUGACGACAAAACUCAAGCGGGGAUUCACGCCCCCAUCGCAUCCAAAGACACAGGUGCCAUUGACGCCUAUGUUCUUCUGGCAUGACAAGCCUCACAUCGCAGCGACCGACCAUUACCUUACGCGUGUCUUUCCCACCAGGCUGGCGAUACCCAGAGGUGCAUUUAUCGAGGACACAAUCGGGCACCGGGCAAGGACUCAGAUGAAAGAACAGGGCAUGUGGGCAAGGGCGUUCGUUGCCUUCAACUACCUCGAAGCCAGAUGA